UGGACGGACGUGUUUGCCGCUAGCUGGCAGGAGUCAGUGAGAAACAGCACCGUGUGAUUGCAUGGAAGCGUCCAGAAUCUCGGAAAACUUUCCUGCGAAACUGUCUUGAAACUUGCCCAAAGCAUUGCAGAUCCUUGCGAGUCUGUUUCAAAGCGCAGAGAAGACUAAGAGUGAUUACAGAAACUUGAGAGAUUUUUCGAUGAAUCAGUCUUGACGCCUGUGGACCGAUUGGAAGGAUCCUGAAAGUAUUUCUAAAGCACGAGGAAGGCCGGAAGUGAUCACGAACGCGUGGCGAACGUUUGGAGGUUUCUUAAUACUUGGAGAUAUCAGUCUUCUUCAACAUCUGUAACAUCUCAGAAUACUCUAAAUAUCUUCUGGAGUAUGAGGAAGAUCAGAAGUGAUCAUGCACGCUUGAAGAAUCUUCUCUAGACGCUUGGAAAGGAGCCAGUCUUGAAUCUGUUGGAAGAAUCUAAAAAUCUGGAAUUCAAGAUCAAGAGUGAUCAGCGGAAGCUUGGAGAUUUCCGGGAAAGUUUCCGGAAGAGAACCCAAGACCGAUUCGUCUCGAGCACGGUGAAAUUCGGGAGUGCAAGGGACUGACGCAAAACGGAAGUACCGUUGCCUCUGCUCCUGGGCACUCGUGAACGGCCUUGACGGCGCCAAUCUCGGUGAGCCUUGGUCUGGUUCGAACUAGGACAGCGGAGCGUGCGUUCCGAUAGAUGGACGGGAGGAUCCGGCGGAAUCUUCUUCUGCUGGAGCGGACUUCCUUAAACGACGUACUAAGGGCGAUUUGAGACUUUUGGUUUCCGACGUUAUACAUCGACAGCGAAAUCCGGUUUUGCAUGGGUGUAUAUCAGGAGACCGGCAAGCCUCCACCUCCUAAUGCCACCCCGAAGAUGGCCAGGGAUCGCACCGGGUCGGAUUAUUCAGGCCACAUGAGCGACACCACCACGUGCAGCUGCGUCGCGAGCUCUAUCGAGAAGUGCUCAUUGCGCGGCUGCGGGAUGUUUCAAGAGCCGUUCUUCCUGCAUCCGCCGGGUUCUCGGCCACGGGAUGGCAUCUACAUCAAUCCCAUGAGUGCGUACAUUGGCGAACCGCCAAAGCCCAAGGACACUGAGUCCUUCUACCUGCACAGUCCGCACGACCUCGUCUACACCAGGAUCACUAGGCUGUUCGGCGACGCCGAGAAGCUGCGGAACGGCGUCGCAGCGACAGAGCAGCGUCAUGUGACGGAGAGGAAAGACGAGACUCUAACUGUGAAAGUGGACGUGCACAUCAACAACGGCGGAUUUGUCGGCCGGCCGCAUCCCAGCAACGGACAUGCGGCUCGCUCGGAGAUCGCGAAGGAGCCGCAGGAUCACGCUUACGAGCAGAUCUGCGUGAGACAGGAGGAAAUUGGCAACGUGGGCUCGUCAUCGCGCAAAAAGUCGACAGAUAACGUCUCUGACAGCAGUCGUUCCCGGAAAACCGAUAGACGAUACAGUCGAUCCAGCAGCGCUAGCGAGUCCUCGAACAUGAGCAGCGAGAUCCACUGCCUAUCCUCGACAACGUCCACUCCGUCUUUGUCGCGACACAGUAGCAACGAGCGAAUCGGCAAAACAGGCAGCAAGAUAAAUGCAGAAACCUCGCAUGAGAGGAAGGACUCGUCCAGCACGCAGGUGGAAAGUGAAAAGGAGAUUCGUACGAGCGGGAACGGCGGACCUAGUCUAUCAAAACCACCGCCACCACCGCCACCACCACCGCCGGAUAAGGACGAUGACGUGGUGGUUGUCCUCGUGAACGCCAAGUCAAACACAGAUGUCGACAAGAGGGAUGCGCGAGGAAGCGGCCAUGAUGGAAGAAGCGAGUCCACCGCGACCAACAAGUCCGACGUAUCAUCCUCUGGCGAGCAUCAGCAGCAGCCGGAAGUGCCGUCUCCCGCCAGUGCGCCGGUGGACACGGACGAAAUUAAAGCGAACCAGGCAUCCCACCUGGUAAACAGGCACAUGGUGCUGCCGUUCAUACCACCCAAGUUCGCCAACGCGGACUCCAACAUCCUGCUCAAGCCGUCCGAGUAUCUGAAGAGUAUCUGCAAGGCGCCGUCGAAAAACAGUCUGUCGAAGGCGAGGUCAGUGGACAACUUGGACAUCCAGAGCCGGAAUACGGAACAGGGCGAAGAGGAGGAGGCGGAUGAAGAGGGAGAGGAAGGAGUGCGAGGGAACAGCGAGGAGACCAAGGGGUCUUCUACGGGCCCCCCGCCGCCACCGUUGUCUCCUUUGCAGCAACGAGCACGGACGGGGAAUCAAGCUCCGGGCACCACCGGCGCCAGCAACGAUAACUCCGAGAGCUCGAAAACUCCGCAACCCCUAGCCACCAUUAGCAUCCAGGAUCUGACGAGCAUCCAACUACGGCGGACCGGUACGAAGAUGAACGCCACCAAGACGUUCUCCGCUCCGCCACCUCGUAGCGUGUCCAUGACUAACGUCUCGGAGCCGUUCUUCGUGCAAAAGACGGAUCUGAUCGCUGAACUAAAGCGCACCAAGGACAUACCCGGCAUCAAGAAACUGAAGGUGGAGAGGGCGCAGGUCGAGAAGACUCAGGAGAAGAAUCUGAUAUCGGAAAUUAACAAAGCGUUCAGCGUCACGAAUUUUGUCGACCAAAUCCCGGAGAAAGACAGUUCGGGAAAUGUGAUACCGAUCUGGAAACGGCAGAUGCUGGCCCGAAAAGCCGCCGAACGAGCAAAGAAAGAACUCGAGGAGCAAAUAGCGAAAGAGAACGAGGAGAGGCGGCAGAAAGCGAUUCCACCGUGGAAGCGACAGCUUCUCGCCAAAAAAGAUAACGACGAAAAGAGACUGAAUCAGACACAGAUGUACGCGUCGACGAACUUGUCCGCGUUAAAAUUCGAAGCGACAACGAAUUCAAAGAGAGACCCCUCGCCAACGGCACCAUCCUGCGUAACCAAGAAGGAAGAGAAACCGGAAACUGAUGAGAAGCGUGACGAUCCCGCCAAGGAUGAUUCUGAUGAUGGUCAAAUUAUACCUUGGCGAGCGCAACUGCGAAAGACCAACAGCAAGCUCAACAUCCUCGAUUAAUCGUCGAACUUCGUUUUCCUUCGUUUAUCGAAAGAAUAUACGCGCGUGAUGUAAGUACCGCGUUUAGUCAUUUAAUUGUGUAGGCAUAGCUGCCGCGAAAUCUUUCCGGAGUUAACGGAACUUACGCCACAUGAGAGAGAUGAAUGCAAAAAAUAUAAUAUAAUAUCUCUCGCUUCGUAUAAAGGAAUAUAUAUUGAUUCGUGGAAUUUCACAACAUGAAGCGUAUGUUCGAUAUCCUCUAAGCUAGCACUGGUAUAAAUACUUUAAAAAAGGAAUUGAACGGAUACUUUUACAUAUUGCGUAUCGUAUCGCUCGCGCAGAAUGUUUUUGCAGCCACUUUUCCUCGUUUGUAAUUAACAUUGUAACCAUGUUUCUUUCGACGAAAACCGCCGAAGUGGAAUGGAAUUUACUAUAAUAGAAUGGAAUUUACUAACGUCGAAGUUGUUGAGAAAGCAGGCCUCAUAGAGAUAGCAUUGCAAGGCGUAGCUUUCUCCAAUCCUUACAGGGAGAUGAUGAUCCCUGAAGCGUAUGUUUGCUGGAUUAUAGUUUGCAAGAAAUAUCGCAAGCGUUCGAUAAGGCGCACUGAAAGAUGAUGAAAACUAUUUUUCAACCGCGUAAAACAAUUAAUUAUCGUAUCUUUAAAUUGUGUAAUGUGAAAUGCGAUAUAUGUACAUAUGAAUAAGUCUUAUAAUUUCGUUUGCAUUAUAAAGGUAAUCCUUGAGGUAUC
This is a messenger RNA of Ooceraea biroi (clonal raider ant), 3795 nucleotides long. It is a transcript of the gene f, whose product is annotated as espin protein forked. Lineage: Eukaryota; Metazoa; Arthropoda; Insecta; Hymenoptera; Formicidae. Gene Ontology annotation, cellular component: cytoplasm. The record is from RefSeq and is a predicted model, not a curated record. Gene Ontology annotation, molecular function: actin filament binding. Gene Ontology annotation, biological process: actin filament bundle assembly.